Molecule: messenger RNA, 5664 nt
Organism: Drosophila sechellia
Lineage: Eukaryota; Metazoa; Arthropoda; Insecta; Diptera; Drosophilidae
Gene: Chc
Product: clathrin heavy chain
Exons: 7
Coding region: 361-5397 (1678 amino acids)
Biological process (GO): intracellular protein transport; receptor-mediated endocytosis
Cellular component (GO): clathrin coat of trans-Golgi network vesicle; clathrin complex; clathrin coat of coated pit
Molecular function (GO): structural molecule activity; clathrin light chain binding
Source: RefSeq, a predicted model, not a curated record
UUUAGUCAAACAAAAAAAAUAAACUACAUUUGUUAGAGCUUGAUAAGAGCUCAGUUUGUCUUCAGUGUGUGUGCCCGUCAUCUAGCAACAAACCGACGUGAUUAUUUCGAGUACGAUAGUAACUUAGCGUACAUCUUUGUUAAAUUGCACUAAACGUUCCAAUGGAAACCGAAUCUUAAACCAGAAACCGACUAAACUCGAACACAAUUAAACAACAAUAAAUCAUCGAAACAAAUCAAAUACAAACUGUUUGUUACCAAGUGUGCAAUUCAAAAAAACAUCGUAUUGGCAUUGUUUUCGCAAAGAUACAUUUACGUUGUAAAGGUCUGUCAAUAACUAGACCUCACUGUAGUAGUAAAGAUGACGCAACCACUGCCCAUCCGCUUUCAGGAGCAUUUACAGCUCACAAAUGUCGGGAUCAACGCCAAUUCAUUUUCAUUCAGCACGCUCACGAUGGAAUCGGAUAAGUUUAUUUGCGUGCGGGAGAAGGUGAAUGAUACCGCCCAAGUGGUCAUCAUUGACAUGAACGAUGCCACCAAUCCCACGCGGCGUCCCAUCUCAGCGGAUUCGGCUAUCAUGAAUCCAGCUAGCAAGGUCAUUGCGCUCAAAGCGCAAAAGACGUUGCAGAUCUUCAACAUUGAGAUGAAGUCCAAGAUGAAGGCGCAUACCAUGAACGAGGAUGUGGUGUUCUGGAAGUGGAUCUCCCUCAAUACGCUAGCUCUGGUCACAGAAACGAGUGUGUUCCAUUGGUCCAUGGAGGGCGAUUCGAUGCCGCAAAAGAUGUUUGACCGGCAUUCAUCGCUGAACGGGUGUCAAAUCAUCAACUACCGCUGCAAUGCCUCCCAGCAGUGGCUACUCCUGGUCGGCAUUUCGGCACUGCCAAGUCGCGUUGCCGGUGCCAUGCAGUUGUAUUCGGUGGAGCGCAAGGUCUCCCAGGCGAUCGAGGGGCAUGCGGCCAGCUUUGCCACGUUCAAAAUCGAUGCCAACAAGGAGCCGACCACGCUGUUCUGCUUUGCAGUGCGUACGGCCACUGGGGGCAAGCUUCAUAUUAUCGAAGUUGGUGCUCCGCCGAGCGGCAAUCAGCCGUUUGCCAAGAAGGCUGUCGAUGUCUUCUUUCCGCCGGAAGCACAAAAUGAUUUCCCUGUGGCAAUGCAAGUCUCUGCCAAGUACGACACCAUCUACUUGAUAACCAAGUAUGGAUACAUACAUCUGUAUGACAUGGAGACGGCCACGUGCAUAUACAUGAAUCGUAUAUCGGCCGAUACGAUCUUUGUUACCGCACCGCAUGAGGCAAGUGGCGGCAUCAUUGGCGUCAAUCGCAAGGGACAAGUCCUCUCCGUGACCGUCGACGAGGAGCAGAUCAUUCCCUACAUCAACACCGUUUUGCAGAAUCCCGACUUGGCCCUUCGCAUGGCCGUGCGCAACAAUUUGGCUGGUGCCGAAGAUCUCUUUGUGCGAAAGUUCAACAAGCUCUUUACCGCCGGCCAGUAUGCCGAGGCGGCUAAAGUUGCUGCCCUGGCGCCCAAGGCCAUUCUGCGUACGCCACAGACGAUCCAGCGUUUCCAACAGGUGCAGACACCAGCUGGCUCCACGACUCCGCCGCUGCUGCAAUACUUUGGCAUUCUCCUCGACCAGGGCAAGCUGAACAAGUUCGAGUCUCUGGAGCUGUGCCGUCCCGUCUUGCUGCAGGGCAAGAAGCAGCUGUGCGAGAAGUGGCUGAAGGAGGAGAAGCUGGAGUGCAGCGAGGAGUUGGGUGAUCUGGUCAAGGCCUCCGAUCUUACACUUGCCCUGUCCAUCUAUCUACGCGCAAAUGUGCCCAACAAGGUGAUCCAAUGCUUUGCUGAGACUGGGCAGUUCCAGAAGAUUGUACUCUACGCCAAGAAGGUCAACUAUACGCCCGAUUACGUGUUCCUUCUGCGCUCCGUGAUGCGAAGCAACCCAGAGCAGGGAGCUGGUUUCGCCUCUAUGUUGGUGGCCGAAGAAGAGCCACUGGCGGACAUCAAUCAGAUUGUGGACAUCUUCAUGGAGCAUUCCAUGGUGCAGCAGUGCACUGCGUUUCUGCUGGACGCCCUCAAGCAUAACCGACCCGCCGAGGGUGCCCUCCAGACGCGCCUGCUGGAAAUGAAUCUGAUGUCUGCUCCGCAGGUGGCCGACGCCAUCCUGGGCAACGCUAUGUUCACCCACUACGAUCGGGCCCACAUUGCCCAGCUGUGCGAGAAGGCUGGACUGCUCCAGCGCGCCCUCGAGCACUACACGGAUCUGUAUGACAUUAAGCGGGCCGUUGUGCACACGCACAUGCUGAAUGCCGAAUGGCUGGUCAGUUUCUUUGGCACGCUGUCGGUGGAGGACUCGCUGGAAUGUCUGAAGGCAAUGCUUACGGCGAAUUUGCGCCAGAACUUGCAGAUCUGUGUGCAGAUUGCCACCAAGUACCACGAACAGCUGACUAACAAGGCACUGAUUGACCUGUUCGAAGGUUUCAAGAGCUACGACGGACUGUUCUACUUCCUGAGCAGCAUUGUCAACUUCUCACAGGAUCCCGAAGUGCACUUCAAAUACAUUCAGGCGGCCUGCAAGACUAAUCAGAUCAAGGAGGUGGAGCGUAUUUGCCGCGAAUCAAACUGCUACAAUCCCGAACGGGUGAAGAACUUCUUGAAGGAGGCCAAGCUGACGGAUCAGCUACCAUUAAUUAUUGUUUGUGAUCGUUUUGAUUUCGUGCACGACUUGGUGCUUUACCUGUAUCGUAACAAUCUGCAGAAGUACAUCGAGAUCUAUGUGCAGAAAGUGAAUCCAUCCCGCUUGCCAGUUGUAGUGGGUGGGCUUCUUGAUGUUGAUUGCAGUGAGGACAUAAUUAAAAAUCUAAUUCUCGUUGUCAAGGGACAAUUCUCAACCGACGAACUGGUCGAGGAGGUCGAGAAGCGCAACCGUCUCAAGCUCCUCCUUCCCUGGCUGGAGUCCCGAGUUCACGAGGGCUGCGUCGAGCCAGCCACCCACAAUGCCUUGGCCAAGAUCUACAUUGACUCGAACAACAAUCCCGAGAGAUUUCUUAAGGAGAAUCAGUACUACGAUAGCCGUGUGGUCGGUCGCUACUGCGAGAAGCGGGAUCCCCAUUUGGCGUGUGUGGCCUACGAGCGUGGAUUGUGCGACCGCGAGCUGAUCGCCGUUUGUAACGAGAAUUCACUGUUUAAGAGCGAAGCACGCUACUUGGUUGGUCGUCGCGACGCCGAACUCUGGGCCGAGGUCCUUUCGGAGAGCAAUCCCUACAAGCGUCAGUUGAUCGAUCAGGUGGUACAGACCGCUUUGUCCGAGACCCAGGAUCCCGAUGACAUCUCGGUGACGGUCAAGGCAUUCAUGACCGCCGAUUUGCCCAAUGAGCUGAUCGAACUUCUCGAGAAGAUUAUUCUCGACUCGUCCGUUUUUAGCGACCAUCGCAAUCUGCAGAACUUGCUUAUUCUCACAGCCAUUAAGGCUGAUCGCACACGAGUCAUGGACUACAUCAACCGGCUGGAGAACUACGAUGCACCGGACAUUGCGAACAUUGCGAUUAGUAAUCAGUUGUACGAAGAAGCCUUCGCCAUCUUCAAGAAGUUCGAUGUGAACACAUCGGCCAUUCAGGUGCUCAUCGAUCAAGUGAACAACCUGGAGCGGGCUAACGAGUUCGCCGAGCGGUGCAAUGAGCCGGCCGUUUGGUCGCAGCUGGCCAAGGCCCAACUGCAGCAGGGUCUGGUCAAGGAGGCUAUCGAUUCGUACAUCAAGGCUGAUGAUCCGAGCGCCUACGUCGAUGUCGUCGAUGUGGCCAGCAAGGUGGAGUCUUGGGAUGACCUCGUUCGCUAUCUGCAAAUGGCACGCAAGAAGGCACGCGAAUCUUACAUCGAGAGCGAAUUGAUCUAUGCCUAUGCGCGCACUGGACGUCUGGCCGAUCUGGAGGAGUUCAUUUCGGGUCCCAACCAUGCCGAUAUCCAGAAGAUUGGCAACCGUUGCUUCAGCGACGGCAUGUACGAUGCAGCGAAGCUACUGUACAACAAUGUGAGCAACUUUGCCCGUCUGGCCAUCACUUUGGUCUACCUGAAGGAGUUCCAAGGGGCCGUGGACUCGGCGCGGAAAGCCAACUCAACGCGCACAUGGAAGGAGGUGUGCUUCGCCUGCGUGGACGCCGAGGAGUUUAGGCUAGCCCAGAUGUGUGGCCUGCACAUUGUGGUGCAUGCCGAUGAGCUGGAGGAUCUGAUUAACUACUAUCAGAACCGGGGAUACUUCGAUGAAUUGAUUGCGCUGCUCGAGUCGGCUUUGGGGCUGGAACGUGCGCACAUGGGAAUGUUCACCGAAUUAGCUAUACUUUAUUCAAAAUUCAAACCUUCCAAAAUGCGCGAACACUUGGAGCUGUUCUGGUCUCGCGUUAACAUUCCAAAAGUUCUGCGUGCCGCUGAAUCGGCUCAUUUGUGGUCGGAGCUGGUGUUCCUGUACGAUAAGUACGAGGAGUACGACAACGCCGUCCUGGCCAUGAUGGCUCAUCCCACGGAGGCGUGGCGCGAGGGGCACUUCAAGGACAUCAUCACCAAGGUGGCCAACAUUGAGCUGUACUACAAGGCCAUCGAAUUCUAUUUGGACUUCAAGCCGCUGCUGUUGAACGACAUGCUGCUCGUGCUGGCACCCAGGAUGGAUCACACUCGUGCUGUUAGUUACUUCUCCAAAACCGGCUAUUUGCCACUCGUCAAGCCUUAUCUGCGUUCAGUCCAAUCUCUCAAUAACAAGGCAAUCAACGAAGCCCUGAACGGACUCUUAAUCGACGAGGAGGACUACCAGGGCCUGCGCAAUUCGAUCGAUGGAUUUGACAACUUUGACAACAUUGCGUUGGCACAGAAACUCGAAAAGCACGAACUUACCGAAUUCCGUAGGAUUGCCGCCUACUUGUACAAGGGAAAUAACCGCUGGAAACAGAGCGUUGAGCUCUGCAAAAAGGACAAACUCUACAAGGAUGCUAUGGAGUACGCCGCCGAAUCUUGCAAGCAAGAUAUUGCCGAGGAGUUGUUGGGUUGGUUCCUAGAACGUGACGCUUACGAUUGUUUUGCAGCUUGUCUUUAUCAGUGUUACGACUUGCUGCGCCCUGAUGUUAUCUUGGAGUUGGCCUGGAAACACAAAAUCGUUGACUUCGCCAUGCCCUAUUUGAUUCAGGUUCUGCGUGAAUACACAACAAAGGUGGACAAACUUGAGUUGAACGAGGCUCAGCGCGAGAAGGAGGACGAUUCCACUGAGCACAAAAACAUUAUUCAGAUGGAGCCGCAACUGAUGAUCACCGCUGGCCCAGCAAUGGGCAUUCCUCCACAAUAUGCACAGAAUUAUCCACCCGGUGCAGCAACGGUAACGGCGGCAGGCGGACGCAACAUGGGCUAUCCCUACUUGUAGGACGUGCGCCCGAUGAUGAGAGCAUCAAAACACCUUUAAAAACAAAUGUAUCAGCAUUAAAGGAAUACCAAUAAAAUAAGAAAAAUAAUCUAUUAAUUGCAUGUGCGCCAAAAAUUACCAAAACGAAACAACACGUAAACAUAACUUCGAACAUCAUUAAAUUAAAGCAAUGCAAUUAACAAUCCAAUUUUUGGUUUGUUUGUAGACAGUUAAAAAUUGAUUAUAUGUUUUGAUAAUUACAGCACUCUUUAUUCAAAUAUAACAGAA